Molecule: messenger RNA, 926 nt
Organism: Zophobas morio
Lineage: Eukaryota; Metazoa; Arthropoda; Insecta; Coleoptera; Tenebrionidae
Exons: 4
Coding region: 65-796 (243 amino acids)
Source: RefSeq, a predicted model, not a curated record
CCAGAUCUGAAUAUGCAUAACCUUACUUCGCUGGUCAAUCGACUCCUGCUCCUGCCACCGCACAAUGACAGUCCUCACUUGCAUCCUAGCCGCCACCGUAAUAAUCACCUGCUCUGCCACCAUCCCACCCAAUUUCAAACGAUGUCAGCGAACAAACCCACAAUUCCAAACUUGUUUGCUAGAAGCGGCGCAACACGGAGUCCAGCAACUAACCAAACCGUACCAAGAACUCGAUUUACCGAAUUUGGAGCCUCUGGAAGUGGCUGCUUUGACCGUGUCUGGUGGUAGUACCGUUUCGGCGGGCCAAAAUUUCAGCUCUUGCAGCGUCCAUGGUUUGACUGGCAUCAAGUUAGACAAAUUCCGACUGGAUUUGAAAACAAAGAUUUUGGAAGCUAGCGGUACCAUCAAGAGAAUGAAGUUCUCGUGCCGGUACGAGUUGGACGGGAGAACGUUCGGGGUGCCCGUUCAAAGUCAAGGAAACAGUACCAUUGCUUUUGAUGCUUUUAAGGCGAAUUUCUUCGCCCUUUUUGAUGAAGUGUUAAGGGCGGGGAAGACGUACUACCAGACGGCGUAUAGCGAAAUGACGUCAAGUGUCGACAAGGUUGACUUUCAGUUUGACCAUAAUUUCGAGGGGGGUAAAGUUUUGGAAAAUGUCGUUAAGCGGAUUCUGAACGAAAACUGGAGAGAAAUUUCCGGGGAAAUUCAAGAGGAUUAUAAUGGAGUGAUUCGACAAACACUGACGAAAAUUAUCGACAGAAUUUUGAAUAAAGUGUCCAUUGAAGAACUGUUUGGUUAGACGUGUUUCGUAUGAAAAAAUAGAUCAUUAGUUAUUAAUGUUUAAAUCGAGUUUGGCUUAUUUUAAUUUACAAUGUAUGUAAAUAUGACAUUUGAAAAACUGGUAGGCCUACAUUUUCCAAUUCUAAUAA